CCAGCUUCAAGUGUUUACCUUUCGCUCUUUUCUUUCUUUCAGGUGGAUGCGGUGGUCGCCUCUGCCUUAUAUUGCUCUCUAGUGUGCGGAGCUUGCUACUUUACAGUGCGGCUCCGGCCAAAUCUUCAAGAUGCAGUCCUCCCCAAACAUGCUCACCAAGUUCGAGUCCAAAUCCUCCAGAGCUAAAGGAAUCGCGUUCCAUCCCAAACGACCAUGGAUUCUCGUCUCCCUUCACUCAUCCACGAUCCAACUGUGGGACUACCGCAUGGGAACUCUUAUCGACCGAUUCGAAGAACACGAUGGCCCGGUUCGCGGCGUUGACUUCCACCCAACCCAGCCCCUGUUUGUAUCGGGAGGUGACGACUACAAGAUCAAGGUCUGGAACUACCAGACUCGGAGGUGCUUGUUCACAUUGAAUGGCCACUUGGAUUAUGUGCGAACAGUUUUCUUCCACCCCGAGCUGCCCUGGAUUCUGUCUGCGUCCGACGACCAGACCAUCCGAAUCUGGAACUGGCAAAAUCGGUCACUCAUCUGUACGAUGACCGGUCACAACCAUUAUGUUAUGUGCGCUCAGUUCCACCCCACCGAGGAUCUCAUUGCCUCGGCCUCGUUGGAUCAGUCAGUUCGCAUUUGGGAUAUCUCCGGCCUGCGGAAGAAGCACUCGGCCCCAACCUCGGUUUCGUUCGAAGAUCAAAUGGCAAGAGCCAACCCAAACCAAGCCGAUAUGUUCGGAAACACCGAUGCAAUCGUUAAGUUUGUGCUGGAAGGUCAUGACCGUGGUGUUAACUGGGUCUCGUUUCACCCCACACUACCCUUGCUCGUGUCAGCCGGUGACGACCGGUUGGUUAAGCUCUGGCGCAUGAGUGAUACUAAGGCAUGGGAAGUCGAUACUUGCCGCGGCCAUUUCCAGAAUGCCUCCGCUGCUCUGUUCCACCCGCACCAAGACCUCAUCCUUUCCGUCGGCGAAGAUAAGACGAUUCGCGCAUGGGAUCUCAACAAGCGUACAUCCGUUCAGUCCUUUAAGCGCGACCUUGAUCGAUUCUGGGUUAUUGCUGCCCACCCCGAGAUGAACCUGUUUGCCGCGGGUCAUGACACUGGUGUUAUGGUCUUCAAGCUCGAGCGAGAGCGCCCUGCGUCUGCUAUCUACCAGAACCAGCUGUUUUACAUCACAAAGGAUAAGCACGUCAAGUCAUAUGACUUCAGCAAGAACGUCGAGUCGCCGCCGUUGCUUUCGCUGCGCAAGCUGGGUUCCCCAUGGGUCCCCCCACGUACCCUCUCUUACAACCCCGCUGAGCGUGCUAUUUUGGUUACCACGCCCGCCGAUAAUGGAACUUAUGAACUGAUUCAUCUCCCCAGAGAUGGUACUGGGGCUGUUGAGCCUACAGAUGUUAAACGUGGACAGGCUACUUCGGCAGUCUUCGUCGCCCGCAACCGCUUUGCCGUCUUCAGCCCCUCGACCCAACAGGUCGAUAUCAAGGAUCUUACGGGCACGACCGAUAUCUACUUUGGUGGUACCGGAUGCCUGCUCUUCAUCACCCCUACACAUGUUACUCUUUUCGACAUUCAACAAAAGAAGCAGCUUGCAGAGCUUGCUGUCAGCGGGGUGAAGUACGUGGUGUGGUCUAACGAUGGAUUGUACUGCGCUUUGCUCAGUAAACACAACGUCACUAUCGUGACCAAGACACUCGAGCAGGUUAGCACCUUGCACGAGACUAUUCGCAUCAAGAGUGCUACCUGGGAUGACGCCGGUGUCCUGCUCUACUCCACCCUUAACCAUGUGAAGUACUCCCUUCUCAACGGUGACAACGGUAUUAUCCGCACUCUCGACCAGACCGUGUACCUCGUUCGCGUCAAGGGACGCAAUGUCUAUGCUCUUGACCGCAACGCCCAGCCACGCAUCUUGGAGAUUGACCCGACUGAGUAUCGUUUCAAGCUCGCCCUCGUGAAGCGAAAUUACGACGAAAUGCUUCAGAUUAUCAAGACCUCGAGUUUGGUUGGCCAGAGCAUCAUCUCUUACCUGCAGAAGAAAGGUUACCCGGAGAUUGCUCUGCAAUUCGUUCAAGACCCUCAGACCCGCUUUGACCUUGCCCUUGAAUGUGGUAAUCUCGAGGUCGCCAAUGAGAUGGCACGGGAGCUCGACCGUCCCAACUUCUGGACCAGGCUUGGAGCUGAGGCAUUGGCUCAUGGUAACCAUCAGAUCGUCGAAAUGACUUACCAAAAGCAGCGUAGCUUCGACAAGCUCUCUUUCCUGUACCUCUCUACCGGUGACCAAGAGAAGCUUUCUCGUAUGGCUAAGAUCGCCGAACACCGUGGCGACUUCACCUCUCGUUUCCAAAACGCCAUCUACCGUGGCGACGUUGAGGACCGCAUCCAGAUGUUCAAGGAAGUGGACUUGUACCCUCUCGCCUAUCUUACUGCCAAGUCAAAUGGUCUGAUUGAAGAGGCCGAGUCCAUUUUGGAGGCGGUUGGUCUCACCGAAGAUCAGAUUGUCCUACCCACACUCGACCAACCUCUGAAGGUUCUCCACCCUAUUGUACCCACUUUCAAUUCCAACUGGCCCGUUAAGGCUGCCGGUCACUCCUCCUUCGAGAAGGCUCUUCUCGGAGAAGUUGGUGUCGUCGACGAGGAGGCUGGCGCUGUUGGAUUCGAGAUUGAGGAAGAGGAGCAAGAAGCUGCUGUUGCCCGGGAAACCCUCGAUGAUGACGAAGAGGCAGUUUCCGGAUGGGAUAUGGGUGAUGAUGUUAUUGUUGAGGAAGAAAUCGACUUUGUCAAUGUGGAAAGCGCCGAAGCUGGCGCGGGCAGUUCUGAGGCUGAUUUGUGGGCUCGUAACUCCCCGCUGGCUGCUGAUCACGUUGCCGCUGGCUCUUUCGACACUGCCAUGCAGCUCUUGAACCGUCAAGUUGGUGCCGUUCAGUUCGCUCCUCUCAAGGCUCGCUUCCUCGAAGUUUACAAGGCGACUAAGACCUACCUCCCGGCGACUGCUGGUCUGCCGCCUUUGAUCAACUACGUGCGCCGGACCAUCGAUGAGACUGACUCCCGGAAGAUGCUUCCCAUCAUUCCCCGAGACCUAGAGACGGUUGCCAGUGUUGACCUACAAGAGGGUUAUGCCGCUAUGCGGUCCAACCGAUUGGAGGAGGGCGUGGCAACCUUCAAACGUAUUCUUCACACUGUUCUCGUUAACACCGUGUCAUCCGAAGCCGAUGUGGAUGAAGCGAAGAAGAUCAUUGCCACUGCUCGGGAAUACAUUCUCGCCAUGUCGAUCGAGCUCGAGCGCCGUACUCUCUCCACCAACUCCCCUGAGGAUCUCAAGCGCAGCCUUGAGUUGUCUGCCUACUUCACAAUUCCCAAGCUCGAGGUCGCUCACCGACAACUAGCGUUGAUGGCUGCCAUGAAGUUGGCCUUUGCCAACAAGAACUACGGCUCAGCCUUGAGCUUUGCCAACCGAAUGCUGGUUAAUGGAGGCUCCGCUAAACUUUUGGAACAGGCCAAGAAGAUCAAAGCUCAAUGCGAACGAAAUCCUCAGGACCAGAUUGACAUUGACUUCGACCCCUUCGCCGAGUUCGAUAUCUGCGCUGCGUCCUUUACCCCUAUCUAUAGCGGCUCUCCCAGUGUCUCAGACCCCUUCACCGGCGCCAAAUACCACCCCCAAUACAAGGGAAGUGUCGACCGGAUAUCGGAGGUUACGGAGAUUGGUGCCCCGGCCAGCGGCCUACGCCUGUUCGUCCCCAGUCAGUUUUAA
Penicillium psychrosexuale is the source of this 3739-nucleotide messenger RNA. Its product is annotated as coatomer subunit alpha. The coding region runs from base 131 to 3739 and encodes 1202 amino acids. Gene Ontology annotation, molecular function: protein binding; structural molecule activity. NCBI's taxonomy places the organism in Eukaryota, Fungi, Ascomycota, Eurotiomycetes, Eurotiales, Aspergillaceae. The record is from RefSeq and is a predicted model, not a curated record. The transcript has 7 exons. Gene Ontology annotation, biological process: endoplasmic reticulum to Golgi vesicle-mediated transport; intra-Golgi vesicle-mediated transport; retrograde vesicle-mediated transport, Golgi to endoplasmic reticulum. Gene Ontology annotation, cellular component: COPI vesicle coat.